Molecule: messenger RNA, 591 nt
Organism: Colias croceus (clouded yellow)
Lineage: Eukaryota; Metazoa; Arthropoda; Insecta; Lepidoptera; Pieridae
Gene: CP8
Product: fungal protease inhibitor-1-like
Exons: 3
Coding region: 132-449 (105 amino acids)
Biological process (GO): negative regulation of peptidase activity
Molecular function (GO): peptidase inhibitor activity
Source: RefSeq, a predicted model, not a curated record
GUAUUCUCGAUAUCUUAAUAAAGAGUAAACAUGAAUCGGGGUUAUCACAAGUUCGUCUUAUAUUACAUAAACGGAUUUGCUUCCUCACAUUCAUUUUUACAUCUCAAGUGCAAGAGACACCUUUGAUCAAAAUGAAAGCAACACUCGUGCUGGUUGUUCUGGCGUGCGCCAUGACCUUCGUAUACGGAGACCUCGUGUGCGGUUCCUCCUACUGCAAGGAGCACCCUUGCACAAACAAAAUUAGCGAUAAGAGCUGCAAAACUCCGUCGACCUACCGCGCCAACCACGCUGGCAAAUGCGCUUGCUGCCCGGCUUGUGUGACCUUUUUGUCGGAAGGCGCGGCGUGUAAGACCUACAGCAAGGAGUUGGGAGAAACCCCCUCAGCUGUGUGUCGCGAACCCCUCAAGUGCCUUAAAGGAGUUUGCACCAAAGUUGCACCUAGACGUUAAAUCUUUGAUAGCUGAUAUUACCUAAACACGAAAUCAAAGUCCAAGACUACAAUAUACAUUAUACCUAAAUAAAAACUACACACAUUCAAAUGCUAUAACCGAAAAAUAUUAAUAUUUAAUAAUUAAAAUAUUUUACAUAAAA